AUGAAGCUGAGGAAAAAGAAGAAGAGGACAAAAAGAAGCAGUCGGAAAACAUCGAAAUAUAUGACCAAAUAUGAGCGUGCCAGAAUCUUAGGUACUCGAGCUUGCAGAUGCAGUAUGAAUGCUCCGGUGAUGGUUGAAUUGGAAGGUGAGACUGAUCCGCUUGAGAUUGCUAUGAAGGAGCUUCGGGAGCGGAAAAUUCCAUUUACCAUUCGUCGUUACCUUCCCGAUGGAAGUUACGAAGAUUGGGGAGUCAAUGAACUGAUUGUUGAAGACUCUUGGAAGAGGCAAGUGGGUGGUGGUUGAUGACAACCUCAAUUUUGACCAAUUGGCUGGAGCCUUGACUCCAAUGUUAAAAAACAAUUGCAGGUUUGGAACUAAUGUUGUGUUAGAUGUCCAUGAAAAGAGUUUUAAUUGGCUCAAUAUCUUGUAUGUUGUGAGGCGGCUAUUUGAUUUCUUUCUCAACUAUGUAACCAGAAGACAAUUUUGUAUGUAGCGUAAACCCAACUUUUAAACCCGUAUUGGAAGGUUUAUCAAGAAAUUACUUUGAUAACUCAAUUUUUA
This is a messenger RNA of Pistacia vera, 561 nucleotides long. Its product is annotated as DNA-directed RNA polymerases II, IV and V subunit 6A-like. Gene Ontology annotation, cellular component: RNA polymerase III complex; RNA polymerase I complex; RNA polymerase II, core complex. The record is from RefSeq and is a predicted model, not a curated record. The transcript has 4 exons. Gene Ontology annotation, molecular function: DNA binding; DNA-directed RNA polymerase activity. Lineage: Eukaryota; Viridiplantae; Streptophyta; Magnoliopsida; Sapindales; Anacardiaceae. Gene Ontology annotation, biological process: DNA-templated transcription. Bases 1 to 303 code for a protein of 100 amino acids.